Messenger RNA from Vitrella brassicaformis, 2293 nucleotides. The record is from the annotation of a GenBank genome assembly. NCBI's taxonomy places the organism in Eukaryota, Vitrellaceae.
UCAAGAUGGGGCAAGAGGCUUGGGGUCAGGGGGCACAUCACUGUCUCCCCAGAUGUCGUUAGCGGCUUCUGCUGCUGCUGCAUGACCAUCAGGUGUGGCAACCGUCUCCACUGCAACAGCCAUGUGGAAACGGUCGACAUCACCUCCGGAUGCUGCGACAUUGGCAUCUGCUGGGUUCGGGGCCUUCCUGUCCUUUGUCGUUUUGUCGGUCGCACUGAAGUGCCUGGAUCUGAAGCUGUCUUCGUGAAGGUCCUCUCCGCGAAAGCAUCUUUUGAAGCACGGCAUGAUGAACGCGAUGCAGGCGCCGAGGUAGUUGCAUGCGCUCGAUCGGUCGGGGUCCAUGGCAUCACCGAUCGGAUACAUGAGCCUGCCUAUCACGCCUUCGGUUGCAAGAGACUUCACCGCCUUGUUGUGGAUCUGAAUCCGACACAGGGGAGACAAUGUGUCUUCGUGUGUGUGAAUGGAUGUCUUUGUACUGACGAGGAUAACGGACAGGCCCGGCCACGCGAGCAGGAUGCAGCGUUCUACCAAGGUAAUUCCAAACAUCCACGGCGAAAUGCCCGGGAACAACACCGACAAAUACCUGCCCGGCGGUGCACAAAGAGAGAGACAGAGACACUUCGCUUUGCUUCUGCAGUGUUCUGUCAGCAGACGUACAUACAUUGUUGUGACCUGCAUCCAGAACAACAAAGACGCAUUCGUUAAAUCAAACAAGGCAGCUUAGCUUUUCUUCAUUUACACAUACCAUGUCGGGCAGCAUUGACCCGGCUAUCUCCAUCUUUCGGCGCGUGGCCCGCAGGAUGCGCCUCGCCAUCAGCACGAUCUCACGACCAAAGAUAGGAAAGGCGAAGACAAGAAGGCCGUGCAACCUGCAUGCAACGAGACAGCAAGAGUCAGCGAUACGAGACACGCUUUGUUUGAUGCAUGUCAUUCUAUGUGGGCAUACACACCAGGUCAUGUUCGUGUCUGCCACGACGACGAUGACAUACGUGUAGAGCACAGCAGCCAGCCACAGCUGAGCAAGAGAUACAACGGCGACAGACACACACAGAGACAGAAGCAAUCAGCCGGUGUGACUGUGCCAGCGAGUCUGGCUCACCCGCUCAGUGCUCACCCACUGGCUCACCAUUGGCGCGAACAUGCACACGAUUGUCUUCACGAACCAGCGCUUUCGGCCCUGGGUGCACGUACGGCACACAGUCAGUCAGAUUGAUGGACCGAGGGCAGACAGGUACAUGUAUCAUAACAUCGAUCAGACAUGCUUACAUGUUUGUCGUUGAAGUAUCUCCUUCGCCAAUCGGGGAGAGCAAAGAGGACACAGAAGCACUGAACGCCAAAAAUCGGAACUGAACACGGAUGCAUGACUCAAUGUGCAGUGGUGUCUAUCGUGAUGUCGUGGGUUGUGUUGCCCACUUCCGACGAGGAAUGUGUGUGCGGGCAGGCCCGUCUCAUUCAGGAUGGCACUGAUGAUAAUGGUCACCAGAGGGCCCAGCAUCCCAGGGGCGAACCCAGCGACAAAUGUCUUCCACGUGAAUCGUUCACCGAGCAGGGCGGGGAUCCACGUCGCCGGUAACACGCCUAUCAUAAGGCGGAACAUAGGUAGAUACCCUGUGCAAAGCCAGAGCAGACAGACAGACAGGCAGACAGGAAACAGCAUUCACUUCAGUCCACACCCACACCCUUGUCGCACACCUACCCCAAAAGUAAGCCAUCUGUGUCUCCCACGCCUCCUGUGUUUUCUUCAGUGGCAUCGAGAGCCACGCCACGCCCACGAUGAUCGGAAGAAUAAACAGCAUGAACACUCGCAGGCCGAUGUGGGUCCACGGCUCCGGGACUUCCUCCCCGAACACCCACGCCAAUAGCAGGGAGGACUCACCAGACGACCGAUGGAACACAGACGUGAGUAUCUCUCUCACCGUCGAGCCUAGCGAUGCUCGCGAUGCUCUACGCACGGCGGCGUGCGCCGAAGGCGUCGUCACAGAUUUCGGCGACACGGCAGAUUUCGGAGAAGAGACGUCUGACUUGAGGGUGGCCACUGGGUGAGGUGGGGCUCCUUCGGUCCGUUUUGGGGAGAUGUCGUGGUCAACGGGCUCGUCAUCGACGUCACCGUCCACACCAGGCGUGUACUUCAUCAUUGUUCCACUCAGCGCGGAUCCUACCACCUCAACGGACUCGUCGGCGUCAUCUCGCCUGUUGACGCCUUCGGAUGGAUGCCGAGCUGGAUGCGAUUUGUCCUCCAUGGGGGCAGUGGCUCCGGGGAGGCUGAAUUGCGCGUUCAUGCAUCAGAGAAGCC